AUGGCGACUGCGACGAAUGCGAGUGCGACGGAUGCGACUGCUGGCGACGCUCCAGCGAAAUUCAAGAUCGCGCUGUGCCAGCUUGCGGUGGGUGCUGACAAGGCGCGCAACAUCGCGCACGCGAGGGACAUGAUUGGUCGCGCCGCGGACCAGGGCGCACAGCUGGUGCUGCUGCCGGAAAUGUGGAACUGCCCUUAUUCCAACGACAACUUUCCCACUUACGCGGAGGAAAUUUCCCCGGAAGAUUCCUUCGCCUCCUCUCCCUCCGCUGCGAUGCUCGCUGACGUGGCGGGGCAGCGGGGCGUGACUAUAGUGGGGGGUUCUAUUCCCGAGAGGAGGGAGGGGCGGCUUUACAACACGUGCCUUGUGUUCGGCAGCAAGGGAGAGCUGAAGGGGCGGUUUAGCAAGCUGCACCUAUUUGACAUUGACAUCCCGGGGAAGAUCACAUUCAAGGAGUCUGACACGCUCACUCGUGGCGAGCAGCCAUUGGUCGUCGACACAGACGUGGCACGAGUGGCAGUGGGCAUAUGCUACGACAUUCGCUUCCCUGAGCUCGCAAUGCUCUACGCUGCUCGAGGUGCACAAAUCAUUUGCUACCCCGGUGCUUUCAACAUGACCACUGGACCGCUGCACUGGCAGCUGCUGCAGCAGGCCAGGGCUGUUGACAAUCAGUUGUUUGUUGCCACGUGUUCACCUGCCCGAGAUGACUCAGCGUCGUACCGUGCCUGGGGUCACUCCACCCUGGUUGGACCGUUUGGGGAGAUAGUGGCAACAACAGAGCAUGAGGAGGCGCUGGUGGUGGGGGAGGUGGAUCUGGGGCAGGUUGACACUCGCAGACAAAACAUGCCCAUCAAGGUGCAGCGAAGAGCGGACCUUUACCAACUCAUUGACAAAACUGCCUCCGAGUAG
Molecule: messenger RNA, 909 nt
Organism: Closterium sp. Yama58-4
Lineage: Eukaryota; Viridiplantae; Streptophyta; Zygnematophyceae; Desmidiales; Closteriaceae
Source: the annotation of a GenBank genome assembly